Messenger RNA from Exaiptasia diaphana, 2470 nucleotides. RefSeq lists its product as uncharacterized. The record is from RefSeq and is a predicted model, not a curated record. The coding region runs from base 1092 to 1958 and encodes 288 amino acids. Lineage: Eukaryota; Metazoa; Cnidaria; Anthozoa; Actiniaria; Aiptasiidae. The transcript is spliced from 4 exons.
AACAGACCAAAAAGGCGGGAAAAGUGUCCAAUCAAAUGAAUUAUAAUAUCGUGGAAAAUUUAGGCGGGAAAAAAUAUCCAAUCAGGUCAGCUGUAAUAUUGAUUCGGGCGAGCAUAAAGAAGUGUGCUUUUUACUUGUAAGUCCUCUUUCCAAUCGUGCUUUCAAACAUGGAUGGCGAAGGAAGCAAACAAGGAAAACUAGCCGCCAAAUGCGCAGAAAGUCAAGAGGAAGCUUCGUCUUCACAAGAUCAUAGUAUUCUCAAUCGAAUAAAAGAAAUGUUCGGAAAUACGAUAAUGGAAGCUUUCGAAGGUACGUUAUUUUUCUAUUAAAUAAUAAUAGAUGGUACGAAUGCAUGACAGUUUAUUCGGCUCUCAAAAUUUGAUCGUUAUUUAUGACAUGAUUUUCGUUAUUCUUCAAGAAAAUAUCCCCAUUGAAUCCUGAAAAAAGACCCAUAACAUAUAUAAAAACACUCUGAAAGCAAUGGACACCAAGGAUGUUCAAGAUUUUUGAAGAUGUAAUUCGAUAAACUUUUACAGCACUAUGUUAUAGCGACUCCAUUUUGCAAGUUUUCUAUGUUUACAAAAGAUACUAAAAAAAUCAAGAUGCUGAUUUAUAUUGCAAUGUUCGGUUGUAAUCAAAAUGAACUGAAGUUUUAGCAUCUAAUGAUCUAUAUAAAGCUUUACAGUAAUAGAUGCCAUUUGUAGUUCUUUUGUAUGUGUGAGUACAUGAUUAUUAUUGAAAGUCAAAAAUUGUAGCAGCAUUCCUCACAUGUAAACUUGUUUCUUAAAAUGAUGCUCUACAUUAUUGCAUUUUUUGUCCUCRAGCACUAAUACAACAUAUAUUGCUGUUCAAUUUUGUUACAUUCUUAAACAGUGUGCUUUUYUUUAAACUAAAUUGUUGAAUUGUGCUUACUUUUAGCUGAAGACAUAACUACAUCAGUUGUUCUUAAAGACCUACUUCAAAAAGAGGCAGAUGCCUCUAUUUUCAAAGCAGUUGGACUGAAUUAUGGGAAAGCCAUACAACUGAAAAAGGAGUUCUCUUAUCUCCUUCCAGAAACUACUAAACCACAAGUGAAACCAUCUAAGGCUGAUAUGGCCACUUAUUCUCCUGAAAUAAAGUCUCUCUACUUGAAGAAACGAAAACGAGUUAGUUUGUUGGCAAAUGAAGAAUUUGGUCCUUCUUACCCGAAAUUUAAUACUCCUGAAAUGAAGUCAAAGUUGCAGAGAUUUUGUGAUUCACUAGAGGAAAAUUGUGCAGUCCCGCAAGUAGGAUUUACUAAAGAUGGAAUUAUGAAGCAUGUGAAAGAUUAUUGUUGUGAGCAACGGCGCUAUAGAAAAUCCAAGAACAACAAGCAGCCUGUGAUAAGCCAAGGUGAGAGCAGUGAUGAGGCUAUUUAUCAAAAUAAGAGUGUCAUGCAAACUGAAAUGGAUGAUGACAAUGAUUCAACAACCAGUAGUACAGACACUGUACCAGUUACUGAGGAAGAAUCUGAUGAUGGUCAAGCACCAAUUUCUAGCCAAGCGAUCCCAACUGGGUCAGCUAAUGCAAGUGAAUUCAUAAAGGGAUCACCUAAUUCAAUUCAAGUGGAUGCAAGUGAAAAGUUAAGCAGUCACACAACCCAAGUUAUUUUAAAGUUGGUGUUUGGGUCUACUCCUAAUAGAGAAAAUGUUUGUAAAUUGCUAACAAGCAGAUUUGGAGUAAGCAAGAAAAAUCUCACUUUACUGAAACCAACACAACUCUGGGAGAUAAUGGCCCAAAAACUGUUAUCAAACAAGUAUGUCAGUGUAAAAGAAGGUGCAUCUUUAGAGAGCAGUGAAGAAGUCAGAUAUAAUUGUGCAUACAAAAAUUACAAUGCUUUAAGUUCAAGGAGGAGGAGCAUUCAUUGUUACUAUGUUAAAGUUAAAAACAAUUUGUUGUGGAGAUCAGCUUAUACCUUUCAAAUUGAUAUCAAAGAAUAAUGUCAUGUAGCAACUUAUAUGGUUUUUAAAUUUGCAUGUUUUCAUUUGCAUGUUUUGAGUUAACUUGUUGUAUAGUUAUAUCAUGAUAAUUACAAAGUCUGUAUUGUUGAAUAAACAUUUUGAAUAUCAUGUUGUUUACAGAAUAAUACUAGCUGAAUACUGGUAUAACAACAAAUCUGGAAGUCUUGAACAUGAGGUCGAAAAACAAAUCAUUUUUUAUCAAUAAUUACAUAUUGGACAACAGCUGGAACUAACAAAUCCCAUGUAUGAAAGAAUUAUUGGAGAAACAAAGUCCUUUAGUGGGAAAAAGUAUGGAAAAAUAACCCCAUUGAAUGGGAACAAUAUGGGAAUAGCAAACCCUUUGAUUGGGAAAAUAAUGGGACUUAGUAAUCCCUCAACUGGGAAAAUAUUGGAUGAAGAAAAUACCUUCCUUGGGAAAUUAAUGGGAAUAUAAAAUCCCUUAAAUGGAAAAAAAUGGGACUUCCAAAUCCCUCAACUGGGAAAAUAUUGGA